AUGUCGAAUUCCGAAUUCCGCGAAGUCUCAGAAGAUCCCUUCGAAAAUCCUCUUCGUAAAUUCAUCCGCUGGCUAAGGAGCGAUGAUUUUCGAGGCCUUUGUCUUUGCUUCGCGUUUUCUUCCUUUGUUUUGACGAUCGCGAUGAUUUUUGAGGCAAAUCUGGGAAAAGGUCCGAUCAAGCAACACGGAGUCGUAGCCAGCUCGAAUUCUGCUUGUUCGAAAUUCGGAAGCGAUCAUUUGAAAUUCACCAGGAAUAGUUACGACGCUGCGAUUUUGACGAGUUUGUGUCUUUUGGCGACGAAUCCGGAGCAAGUUUCUCUCGGUGGCGGUGGAAUGGCGUCCAUGCUUUUCAUCAACUCUUCUCGACCAACCGAAUAUCUUGAUUUUACGGGAAGAGGAGAGGACAAGGCGAUUCCUGGUUUUAUGGCUGGCAUGCUUUAUCUGAAGGACCGGGUUGUCUUUUUGGUUGAUCUAUUCGAAGACUAG
Oikopleura dioica is the source of this 486-nucleotide messenger RNA. The record is from the annotation of a GenBank genome assembly. Lineage: Eukaryota; Metazoa; Chordata; Appendicularia; Copelata; Oikopleuridae.